GAUUCAGUUUUGUUUCCUGAGUGCUGCUCUGGCAGGCGGGGAUAUCAGCGGAGGACUUGAAACAAACUGCUGUUCAGCGCUGUAGGGGCUGUGGACGGGACACACACUCGCUUCCCCACAUCCCCGUUUGGUGCAUUGAGCUGGUGUUGAGGAAUGGAUUCUGAACAGAAACCAGAAGUGCUGGAGGCUCCAACUGAGAAUCAGGAAAUGGAUAAACAGCAAGAGUUGCAAGAAGAGACACCCGCAAUCUCUUCAGAGCCCGACGGAGCUCAACAGAAACUCGCAGAACAAGAAAACGCUGUAGAAAAUUCCCUCGAGGAAAGUCGGGAUCCAGAGCAAUCGCCAGAGAAGUCUCCAGAUGAACCUCCUGCAUUGGAGAACCCUGUAGAAAAAUUGGCAGUGGCGGAGAAAUCUCCAGCAGACGAGUCUUCUGAAAAAGACGCUGAAGUUGAGACGUCCGCCGAGAAACCCGCAGAUGCAGAGAAAUCGCCUGAGGAGGUCCUAGAAGUCCAGACGUCUCCAGAGGAGUUUGUUCCCAAUUCAGAGCUGGAGGCAGAAACUGAGGCGACCCCAGAGCCGGUGUUGGAGCAGCAGACGGUGAAAGCUGUGGAGCCACCAGCCGCAGUUUCACCACCUGCAGAACAGGUGGCACCUGAACCCUCUGAGCAGCCUCCUACCCAACCAGAGCCUGAGAAACUAGAAGAAGAGACCGUAAAGGAAACUGAAUCGGAAAAGCGGAAAGAGGCGGUCAAUGAGGCGUCUGAGCCGGAGAAACCCGCUGAGGCCGACGCCGUAAAAGCGCAGGAGCCGGCGCGAGAGGCGGAGCCGGAGAAGCAAAAUCGCGAAGCCGUCGAAGAGCCUGCGCCUGAGAAAACGGGUGAGCCCGCAAAGGAGGAGUCGGUUCCAGCGGAGGUCCCAAAGAGUGCGGAGCCAGCUGAAGCUGUGAACGAGGCGGCACCAGCUGAAGCUGCCAAAGAAAAUGAAGCUGCGAAGGAGACCGAGGUGGCGGGAACGGAGUCUGACAAGCCGGCGGCCGCUGCGGUGGCCUCAGCAGAGCAGGAGAAGGCGGAGCAGCAGAAAGAGGUGGCGCAACCACAAAAGGAGCCGGAGCUACCACUUUUCUUCGGUUGGCUCCUUCUUCCAGAAGUUCAGGAGAGGAUUAAGUGCUACACCAUGGAUUUCCUCAAGACUCUGGACACACUUGAGGCCUUCAAGAAACAUCUCAGUGACUUUACGGGUGAGGCUGAGAAAACGUUGGAUCUGGAGCAGUAUUUUGAGGCCAAAGGUCCCCUUCACUGUACUGCAAAAUACUGUGACUAUGGCAAGGCGGAAGGGGCAAAAGAGUAUGCAGAGGAACAGGUGGUAAAGGAGUCGUAUGGCGGCCAGACCGAGCUGUCAGUCACCGCUCUGUUUGUGACCCCUCGUACGUUUGGUGCCCGAGUGGCUCUCACUGAAGAGCAACUGAAGCUCUGGCCCACAGGAGGUGAUACCGAAUGUCUUCCCCCUACCCUGACCGGAGUCGACGCCCUGCCGGUGGGCAGCCGCGCCCACGUGACGCUGGGUUGCUCUGCGAGCGUGGAGCCGGUCCAGACUGGUUUUGACCUGCUAGAGAUUCUGUUGUUGAAGCAGGGAGGGCAGGAGGGAACCACUGAAGAGGAGAUGGAGCUGGGUACUCUCUCCUACCUGGGCCAGGGUCGCUGGUACCUUGCCCUGAGGGAGGCCGUCACCGCCGACGCCACCUUCUCCAGUUACUCGGACGACAAGCGCCCUAGCGACCAGACCAAGAAAGAGGGGGAGAAGAAGAAGAAGGUCAAGUGCACCAUUCUGUGAAAGCGUUUGAAGAAAAGAAAGAAAGAGAGAGAGAGAGGGUGAAGGAGAGCGACAAUGUGUUGUCAGGGCUUUAGAGCCCUCGAGUAGCAGAUUUUUUUUUUUCUCUUUGUAUUUUUUUUUUUUUUGUGUGUUUGUGUGUAUGG
This is a messenger RNA of Chanos chanos (milkfish), 1973 nucleotides long. RefSeq names its product 2'',3''-cyclic nucleotide 3'' phosphodiesterase (gene cnp). Lineage: Eukaryota; Metazoa; Chordata; Actinopteri; Gonorynchiformes; Chanidae. The transcript has 4 exons. Gene Ontology annotation, cellular component: membrane; cytoplasm. Gene Ontology annotation, molecular function: 2',3'-cyclic-nucleotide 3'-phosphodiesterase activity. The record is from RefSeq and is a predicted model, not a curated record. Gene Ontology annotation, biological process: cyclic nucleotide catabolic process. Bases 154 to 1830 code for a protein of 558 amino acids.